This is a messenger RNA of Sinocyclocheilus grahami, 5696 nucleotides long. Its product is annotated as serine/threonine-protein kinase MRCK beta-like. Gene Ontology annotation, cellular component: cytoskeleton; cytoplasm. The coding region runs from base 602 to 5659 and encodes 1685 amino acids. The transcript has 34 exons. The record is from RefSeq and is a predicted model, not a curated record. Gene Ontology annotation, molecular function: protein serine/threonine kinase activity; ATP binding. NCBI's taxonomy places the organism in Eukaryota, Metazoa, Chordata, Actinopteri, Cypriniformes, Cyprinidae. Gene Ontology annotation, biological process: actomyosin structure organization; peptidyl-threonine phosphorylation.
UGCUAUCCCGGGUCUGGAUUCUUCAUUCGGGAGCGCUGGACAAGGCUGAACACGAAUGCUGCCAUAUUCGGCUCCACAGAGAAGCACACCGGCUAGCGCAGGUUUACACGCAAGGAAAAGCACCCAUUCCCGGUUUUUGGGGGGCGUGUUUAUGUAGGUUAAAGGUGUGUGUAGUUCUUCGUUAGGGAGGUUAUCAUUGAAGAUUUCCAGUUGAGCGGAAUGAGCGUCCGGUCAUCCUGAGACUCGACGGGAGAAAAGCCCCACACAUCCCGCAAAGUGGAAACUACAGAUUUGUCCGGAUUAAGGCAAAUGGAGCCGACAGGGCCUCGGGAGUGAGGAGGGGGGUGGAAACGCUGGAAAGCAGCGGAAAACAACCGGGUUAGGCGCAUUAGGGCUUCGUUUAUCUAAGCACAAUGUUGGGCACAUUUUGCUAGCUGGCUAGCUGUUGGAGUCUGGGACUUCAGAGCUCCACACAUAUCAGCCAGAUAAAUCCUAUUUGUAUAUAUUUACAACGCUCAUCCUCGGUAUAUUAAUCUCAACAAGAGUUGUUUUAUCCUUUCUGGCUGUGGGAGUGGUAGCCAGGCCGCUAAACUGGUAGAAAAUGUCUGCGAAGGUGCGCCUGAAGAAGUUGGAGCAGUUGCUGCUGGAUGGCCAUCAGAAAAACGACCGGUCAUUGAGUGUGGAGACACUGCUGGAUAUUCUCAUAUGUUUAUACAACGAGUGCAGCAACUCGCCCUUAAAACGGGAAAAACAUGUGACGGACUUUUUGGAAUGGGUGAAGCCGUUCACAACCACCGUGAAGGAGAUGCGGCUUCACAGAGAUGACUUCGAGAUGCUCAAAGUGAUUGGCAGGGGAGCCUUCGGAGAGGUUGCAGUGGUGAAGAUGAAACACACCGAGCGUGUUUACGCCAUGAAGAUCCUGAACAAGUGGGAAAUGCUGAAGAGGGCCGAGACGGCUUGUUUCCGAGAAGAGAGGAACGUCCUGGUGAAUGGAGACUGCCAGUGGAUCACCACUCUGCAUUACGCUUUCCAGGAUGACAACUACCUGUACUUGGUGAUGGAUUAUUAUGUGGGAGGCGACCUGCUGACUUUGCUUAGUAAAUUUGAGGACCGACUCCCGGAGGACAUGGCCAAGUUCUAUGUGGCAGAGAUGGUGCUCGCUAUCCACUCCAUCCAUCAGCAACGCUACGUACACAGGGACAUAAAACCAGACAACGUGCUACUGGACAUGAACGGUCACAUCCGUCUGGCUGACUUCGGCUCCUGCCUGAAGAUGAUGCAAGAUGGCACGGUCCGGUCAUCAGUGGCUGUGGGCACCCCGGACUACAUCUCCCCUGAGAUCCUGCAGGCCAUGGAGGACGGCAUGGGGAAGUACGGGCCGGAGUGUGACUGGUGGUCUCUUGGCGUCUGCAUGUAUGAGAUGCUCUACGGCGAGACGCCCUUCUAUGCUGAAUCCUUGGUGGAGACCUACGGGAAGAUCAUGAACCACGAGGAGCGGUUCCAGUUCCCCUCUCACAUCACGGAUAUGUCAGAGGAGGCUAAAGAUCUGAUCCAGCGGCUGAUCUGCAGUAGAGAGCGUCGGUUGGGUCAGCAUGGCAUCGAGGAGUUCAAGAAGCACCCCUUCUUCUCCGGCAUCGACUGGGAGAACAUUCGCAACACAGAGGCACCGUACAUCCCUGACGUCAGCUCACCCUCAGACACCUCCAACUUUGAUGUAGAUGAUGAUGUGCUAAAAAACCCGGACAUCGCUCCCCCAGUAUCUCACACGGGUUUCACCGGGCAGCACUUGCCCUUCGUGGGCUUCACCUACACCACAGAGAGCUGUUUCUCAGACCGUGGCAGCGUGAGGAGGGUGGCGCUGGCGGAUGGAGGUGCUGGGGAGGAUCUCCAGGAUGGAGGUCUGCCGGUGGAAGCCUUCGAGAAGAGGAUUCGCUGUCUGGAGCAGGAGAAACAGGAGCUCAACCGCAAGCUGCAGGAAUCCACUCAGGCUGUUCAGUCCCUCCAUGGCUCUGGGCGUGGGGCCGGCACGCUUGGUCGUGAUAAAGAGAUUAAAAAACUCAAUGAGGAAAUCGAUCGCCUAAAAAAGAAACUGGCAGACUCUGAUAGGCUGGAGCACCAGCUCGAGGAGGCAGUGACUCUUCGACAGGACUUUGAAAGUUCCUCCAGCAAACUAAAAGCCCUGGACAAGCAAGUUAAAGCUCUCAAGCAGGAGAAAGAGGAUAUCCAUAAGCAACUGGUGGAGUCUCUGGAUCGCCUGAAGUCUCAGACCAAGGAGCUGAAGGACGCCCACCAGCAGAGGAAGCUGGCCAUGCAGGAGUUUUCGGAGCUGAACGAGCGCAUGGCCGAGCUGCGCUCACAGAAACAGCGUCUGUCGAGACAGCUGCGGGACAAGGAGGAGGAGAUGGAGGUGGUGAUGCAGAAGAUCGACACCAUACGCCAGGACAUCCGCAAAACCGAGAAGGCCCGCAAGGAGCUGGAGUCUAAGCUGGAGGAUGCGCGUGCCGAAGCCUCUAAGGAGCGUAAGCUCCGAGAGCACAGUGAAGUCUACUCUAAACAACUGGAGAGUGAGCUGGAGACGCUCAAGGUCAAGCAGGGAACGGGUCGUGCCUCAGGUCCCAGUUCAGAGACUCAGCAGGAGCUCACCAAGUUGAAGUCAGAGCUGGAUAAGAAAGUGCUGUUCUAUGAGGAGGAGCUGGUGAGACGUGAUGCCAGCCACACUACAGACCUGAAGAACAUGAGGAAGGAGCUCCACGACUCUGAGGGUCAACAGCUGUCACUGCACAAAGAGCUGCUGGUGCUCAAAGACAAACUGGAAAAGGCCAAGAGAGAGCGACAAACCGAGAUGGAUGAGGUCAUGGGUGCUCUGAAGGAGAAGUAUGAACGUGAACGCCACCUUCUGAGUGAGGAAAACCGUAAACUCACUGUAGAAACAGACAGGCUCUGCAACUUUGUGGACAAGCUGACAGCUCAGAACAGGCAGCUGGAGGACGAGCUCCAGGAUCUGGGUUCGAAGAAAGAGAGUGUAGCACAUUGGGAAGCACAGAUCGCUGAGAUUAUCCAAUGGGUGAGCGAUGAGAAAGAUGCACGUGGCUACCUUCAGGCUCUGGCCUCCAAGAUGACGGAAGAGUUGGAGUCUCUGCGUAGCUCUAGUCUGGGAUCCAGAACACUGGUAAACAUCACUAACUUUGAUUCAAAAUUAAUAGAGGGGAAUGAUCAAGCUUUAACCACUGAACUCCCAGUUAAACAGCUGAUCUGCUAUGCUAUAUCAAGUUCAAAAACGCGUAUCAAGCAGUCAGUUCCUGCUGCUUUUGAGCUCAAGAGCGAGUCCCUUGUUGACCUUAGCCUGCUGGUCUGUGUUACCUGUCAUCUUAUUUUUGUCCCCCUCAAAAAAAAGGACUCUGUCUUCUCCUCAUCCACAUCUUCUCUGCUUGCAUUUUGGGAUGAAACAAGCUCCAUCGGUGAUGUGGACGCCACACCCCAGAAGACGGACAUCCCCACUUCCUCCCCAUCAGUGGCUUCAGAACAGGAUGAACCAGUCAAGUUUCAAGCGACCACCCCUGUUGCCCCUUCUCCAAUCUAUCAGCCCACACUCAGCGCGCCAAAGCCAAAAGCUCAUCAGCUAAGCAUUAAGACUUUCUCCAGCCCAACCCAGUGCACUCACUGUACCUCCCUGUUGGUGGGCCAGAUCCGGCAGGGUUAUGCCUGUGAGGUAUGCUCUUUCAUCUGUCACGUGUCCUGUAAAGACAACGCGCCCCAGGUUUGCCCCAUUCCUCCAGAGCAGGCCAAGAGGCCUCUGGGUAUUGAUGUGCAGAGGGGCAUUGGCACAGCUUACAAAGGUUUUGUCAGGAUCCCGAAGCCCACAGGAGUGAAGAAGGGCUGGCAGAGGACAUAUGCUGUAGUGUGUGACUGUAAGCUCUUCCUCUAUGAGGUGCCAGAAGGGAAGUCCACUCAGCCUGGUAUGAUGGCCAGUCAGGUCCUUGACUUGAGAGACGAAGAGUUCUCUGUAAGCUCUGUGUUGGCAUCUGACGUGAUCCAUGCCAGUCAUAAAGACAUUCCCUGCAUAUUUAGGGUAACGUCAUCCGCUUCAAACUCUCCAAUCCGGCCGGUGCCUCUGCUGGUGUUAGCUGAGAGUGAGGUGGAGAAGAGGAAGUGGGUGGGCAUCCUAGAGGGCCUGCAGAACAUCCUGGCCAAGAACCACUUGAAGAACCGUGUGGUGCAUGUCCUGCACGAGGCCUAUGACAGCAGCCUGCCUGCCAUCAAAACUACACUCUCUGCUGCUAUCGUAGAUCGAGAACGAAUUGCGUUGGGGACAGAAGAGGGCCUGUUUGUAGUCGAGAUCACCAGAGAUGUCAUUGUUCGUGCUGCUGACUGUAAAAGAAUCUGCCAGAUUGAGCUUAUGCCCAAAGAGAAGAUGGUGGCUCUGCUUUCAGGCCGUAACCGCCAUGUCCAUUUAUACCCCUGGGCGGCACUAGAAGGUGCGGAUGUUAAUUGCGAGGCCAAGUUGACGGAAACAAAAGGCUGCCAGGCUAUGACCAUAGGUACCCUACGCCCUGGUGGCCCAGCGUGUCUCCUAGCAGGUGUGAAGCGGCAGGUCAUCUGCUACGAAAUCACUCGCGUAAAGCCCCAUCACCGUAAGCUGUGGGAGGUGCAGGCACCUGGUAUUGCCCAGUGGCUGGGUAUUAUUCGUGAUCGGCUGUGCGUGGGUUACCCGUCAGGCUUCGCUCUGCUUGCCAUGCAGGGAGAGUCGUCACCGGUAAGUCUGGUGAGCCCGGCAGACCCCUCACUAGCCUUUUUGGCCCAGCAGCCCCUGGACGCGCUGCACGCUAUGGAGGUGGGGGGCAAUGAACUGCUGCUGUGCUUCAGUCAGCUGGGAGUGUACGUGGAUGCGACUGGACGACGCUCUCGAACGCAGGAGCUGAUGUGGCCUGCCACACCACUUGCCUGCAGCUCAAACUCGAACUACCUGACAGUGUACAGUGAUUAUGGAGUAGACGUGUUUGAUGUCCACACCACAGAAUGGGUCCAGACCAUCUCAUUAAGAGGAAUUCGGCCCCUGAAUGUGGAGGGCAGUCUGAACCUGUUUGGCUCUGAGCAGCCCCACCUCAUCUACUUCAGCAACAACUCCUCAGAUGGCUGUGAUCUGGCCAUCCCUGAGACCUCAGACAACAGCAAGAAGCUGAUGGUGAGGACACGCAGCAAGAGGAAGUUCCUUUUUAAAGUAUCAGAGGAGGAGCGGCUGCAGCAGAGAAGGGAGAUGCUGAGGGAUCCUGAAAUGAGAUCCAAGAUGAUCUCCAACCCCACCAACUUCAACCACGUUGCUCACAUGGGGCCAGGCGACGGCAUGCAGGUCCUCAUGGAUCUGCCUCUGAGUGUGAUGCCCUCUUCUCAGGACGACCUGUCUAAAGACAAGCCACGGCCUCUGUCCAGCAUCUCACGGCAACAGAGGAGUAAGACCCACAUCACCCGCACUGCCUCAGGAGGGGGAGAUUUUGGAGGAGCAGGGUCGUCUCGCAGUAUUUCUGAUCAAGAUCAAGACUUUGAGAGAGAGGUAAGAACAUCUAUCAUCUACCUUAAUGACCUCCCCCGGGAUGUCAAAUAUGGUUUUAUUUCAUUCGCCCCACAUUUUGAAAGCUUCUCGAGAUGCUUGAUGGAUGGUUAGAGGAGCUUUGAGGUGCUUUCGGCCGCGCAGUGAGUUU